UACUUAUUUUAGUCCCACCCAUAAUGCAUUGCGGUACAGUUGCCUGAACAAAGAAUGAGCAUUUUCAACGAACACCCUAACAAGUUUUAAAAAGGAAUUAUAUGAAUUGUUUAAUUGAUUAAGAAUGUUUUAUGUGAUACUAAAGUUUGCGCCAACAUGUAGAUAGAUAUCAUAAGACGGUCUCUAGUGUUAUAUUACUGAGGCUAAGAAGAGCUCCGCUAACCGUAGGUACCCUGUCCACGUCAGCUGGGUGGAUGCGCGAGGACACCGAGAGUUGGGAUUAAUUAUAGUCAUAAUUAGACUGUGGUAUGUAAGUGUGACGUUUUGCUCAUCAUGUGUUAAUAAAAUGACGAGGAAUUUCGGUAAGGGGCGGUUUGUUUUCGUUAUUGAAGGCUUUCUAAUCUGUGCGACUGUGACAGUAGGCAGCUGCCAUACGAGUAGCAUUAGGAAAUAAAUACCGCGCGCUGCGUGUCACAGGUUCUGCGGUCUUAAAACUAUAACAUUGUUUUUUCUCUGAACGGAACGAAUUUUCCGGCGUCCCUGGGAUUGUUGUGCGGUUACUAGCUGUAGGUCACACAGCAUAGUAAUUGGGAAUAAAGUGCCGCAGUAGAAUGAGCUCGGAGGAUCAAUCAGCCGCCGGCAGCAAAGCCGCGGACGCCGAUGCCGACGGCAUGUCCUGGUGGUACAGAUGGAUGUGCAAGAUCGCGGGGGUCCUGGGCGGUCUGUCCUGUGCUAUUACUGGAAUAUGGAGCUGUGUCUCCAUCAACCCCUUCAGCAUCGCAGCAGGCGCGUGGAUGAUCCUGAAUGCCUGUGUACUGUUCCUGUGUGAGGUCCCCUUCUGCUGCCAGUUUAUCGAGUUUGCUAACGCGGUGGCAGCCCGUGCUGACAAGCUCAAGCCCUGGCAGAAAGCAUUCUUCUACUGCGGGAUGGCACUCUUCCCUGUCUUUCUGAGACUGUCCCUUACCACACUGCUCGGAAAUGCAAUUGCCUUUGCAACAGGGGUCCUGUACGGAUUGGCUUCACUGGGCAAGAAGGGAGACGGUGUGAGCUACGCCCGCCUCCAGCACCAAAAGCAGGGUGAUGAGGAGAAGCUGACAGGAACCACUAGCUGGGAGGCGCAGUAAUUUCUCUCACCUAAAAUCCAGAACCGAAAUGCACCUUCUCUUCUCUUUCAGCUGCUGAUCAUAGUUACUUGUUUUAUGGAAUCACAUGGAUUAUGUUCUCUAUGUUGGUCUUAUUAUAUUAUUUUAAAUUAUUUUCCAAAAAAGUUUUAUCUUCCUGAAAUGUUAUCAAAUGUGGAAACUUGUCUCUUUUUUUAAACUAAUUUUGUGAGUGGUCAGGUCUACUGUGAUUUUAUCCAAAGACACUGAAAAUAGAAAGAAAAAUGAAGAUUAAAUAAGAAAGUGCAAAAAAUAUUUUGAUAGUAAUUGAAUAUUGAGGAUGUUAAUCACAGUAAUCGUUCGUAACCCUAGCAACAUUUUCAGUUGUCGGUACUAGAAAAGUUUCCCAUUGGACCCACUCUUGUGGGAAUUGAUUUGAAAAAGUGCAUGUUCAGUUAGUUAAAUGCUUCUUUAUCACCAGAAUACUAACUGCUAUAACAUCUCAUUCUAAUGAUGUCUGAAUGCAUGAAUAAGUGAUUUCUAAGUAUGGAACUUUUUUAGUGUUUUUGCUUGAUAACGUGACUGAACAGCCAGUGGUGAAGUUCAGUGUGGUGUUAAAAGUAACAACUGCAUAACAUUACUGCCCAUUGUAUUCUUUAAUCUCAAAGUGCUCAUUGGUUUUUAAUUAUUCAUUGCUUGAGUAAACCACUGGGAUUGUGUCUGCCAGAUGUGACAACUUUUUUAAAUCAAUUCAGGGAAUCUUGUGUGUUUCUGUGUAGUGUUUCUUCAAUAAAAUGCUGCGUCCAUUUAGUGGUAAAACGCUGGACAAACAUUCAGUACUGUAAAA
Molecule: messenger RNA, 1947 nt
Organism: Brienomyrus brachyistius
Lineage: Eukaryota; Metazoa; Chordata; Actinopteri; Osteoglossiformes; Mormyridae
Gene: cacfd1
Product: calcium channel flower domain containing 1
Exons: 5
Coding region: 612-1124 (170 amino acids)
Biological process (GO): vesicle-mediated transport
Cellular component (GO): membrane
Source: RefSeq, a predicted model, not a curated record